AGCAACAAAUUGCGUAUAUAUUCGUGGGGCAGCAGCAACAGCAGCUGAUUUCACAUAUCAAGAGAAGAAUGCUCGAACUUGAGAUUGUGCCCGAGAACUCGAUGAGCUGCGAUGCCUGGGAGUUUGUCCUGGGCAUGCACUUCUCGCAGGCCAUCUCCAUCAUACAGUCGCAGGUGGGGAUCAUCAAAGGUGUCCAGGUGCUAUAUUCGGAUACAAAUCCACUGGGCGUGGACAUAAUCAUCAAUCUGCCACAGGAUGGUGUGCGCUUGAUUUUCGAUCCCGUUGUGCAGCGUCUGAAGACAAUAGAGGUGUUCAACAUGAAGCUGGUGAAGCUGAAAUACGGAGGCGUCUACUUCAACUCACCCGAGGUGUUGCCCAGUAUAGAACAGAUCGAGCAUUCGUUCGGAGCCACCCAUCCGGGAGUGUAUGAUGCAGCCAAGCAACUCUUUGCCCUGCACUUCAGAGGACUCAGCUUUUACUUCCCUGUAGAUAGCAAAUUGCAUUCUGGAUAUGGCCAUGGGCUUGGCUCCUUGGUCUUCCUGAAUGGUGCCUCGCCGGUCGUCUCCAAGAUGUCUCUCUACGCUGGCAGCAAUGUUGCGGAAAACCGUGCUCCUGCACUGCCCUUGGGCUGCUACCAUAGACAAAUGUAUCUGGAAUCGGCCACAGUUCUUCGCACUUCCUAUGGCCACACCAAAGGCCUCAAGCUGAAUCUCUUUACGGAGGGUUCUGGUCGUGCCUUGGAGCCACGUCGGCAGUGCUUCACACGAGAACUGCUCUUUGGAGACAGCUGCGAGGAUGUGGCCACCAAUCUUGGUGCUCCCAACCGCAUAUUCUUCAAGAGCGAGGACAAGAUGAAGAUACACAGCUCGAGCGUGAAUCGACAGGCGCAGAGCAAGCGCAGCGACAUAUUUUUCAACUACUUCACGUUGGGCAUCGAUGUUCUCUUCGACGCUCGCACACAGACCUGCAAGAAGUUCAUUCUGCACACGAACUAUCCGGGCCACUUCAAUUUCAAUAUGUACCAUCGCUGCGAGUUCCAGUUCCAGCUGCAGACGGACCACCCGCACAGUGAUAACCUCGAUCUGAUGACGCCCUCAAAGCAAGACUAUGUGAAUAUAACUGCCUACACCAAAUGGGACGAAAUCAGUGGCUCGUUGUCUACGUCGGAGCGGCCAGUGGUGUUGCAUCGUGCCAGCUCAACGAACACGGCGAAUCCCUUUGGCUCCACCUUUUGCUACGGCUAUCAAGAUCUUAUAUUCGAAGUGAUGCCCAACAAUCAUAUUGCCUCUGUGACGCUCUACAACACAGCGCCGCCCCGGCAGCCCGCCCACUCCUGGCAGCAGCACAAAAUGCAGGACAUUCGUCUGACCGUGGCCUAGAGCAGAAUGGUCGAUCAGGUCACACGGUCGUCAAUGCUACGUGGAUGCGGGCUCUGUGAUGCUUUGUGGAAGGGAUGUCUUAUCGUCUCGUGUUCUAAUCUAUAAGCUACAACAAUGAUCUAACCUAGGCAUAAGCUAGAUACAUACAAUAUACAUACGAGUAUAUAGUAAUAUGCAUAUAUAUAGAUACAUAAUAUAUAUAAAAUUUCUAUUGUAGCCUAAGCAAAACUCUUCAGACGACUCAUCAUCUCUGACCACGUUCAUACUGCGGUAUUCCAUUGUGUUAAAUCGAUUCUAUUCGACGCAUAAACUGACAAUUAAGUAGCCUCGUACUUUUAACAAUUGCAUGUCGUUAAAAUAUUUCAAUACUUUUAAGCUCAAACCCGUGUAUUUCUCUUUGAAAAAGAAACAAAAAAUCAGCAAAAAAAAUAUACAUAA
Drosophila persimilis is the source of this 1817-nucleotide messenger RNA. Its product is annotated as UPF0183 protein CG7083. The transcript is spliced from 2 exons. Gene Ontology annotation, cellular component: trans-Golgi network. Gene Ontology annotation, biological process: Golgi to plasma membrane protein transport. NCBI's taxonomy places the organism in Eukaryota, Metazoa, Arthropoda, Insecta, Diptera, Drosophilidae. Bases 69 to 1379 code for a protein of 436 amino acids. The record is from RefSeq and is a predicted model, not a curated record.